AUGGACUAUAGAAUCCCCUGGACGGUCUUCUGGAUACACGCCCUCAUCGUGAUGUCCUUCGUCCUGAUGAUGGUCAUCUCCGCCUGUGUGUACGCGCCCUGGAAAUAUCGACCGUCUGGAUUGACGGUUGAAGUCGAACGCGAGCCUGAAGCUGCCCUGCCUGAAGUCACGCAGGCCGGAGCUGUACAGAUGGCUGAGGGUGUAGCUGAACCUGUCGCUGACGCUGAACCUGUGCCGGUACAGCCGGCGGUAGAAGACGUCGAGAACCCUGCCGAGCCCCCAGUAGACGACCAACAACCGGAAGCUGUACCCGAUCAACCGGCCGAU
This is a messenger RNA of Mesorhabditis spiculigera, 327 nucleotides long. NCBI's taxonomy places the organism in Eukaryota, Metazoa, Nematoda, Chromadorea, Rhabditida, Rhabditidae. The record is from the annotation of a GenBank genome assembly.